Molecule: messenger RNA, 1229 nt
Organism: Sipha flava (yellow sugarcane aphid)
Lineage: Eukaryota; Metazoa; Arthropoda; Insecta; Hemiptera; Aphididae
Product: protein ABHD1-like
Exons: 8
Coding region: 1-1212 (403 amino acids)
Biological process (GO): medium-chain fatty acid biosynthetic process; medium-chain fatty acid catabolic process
Molecular function (GO): acetylesterase activity; monoacylglycerol lipase activity
Source: RefSeq, a predicted model, not a curated record
AUGGAUCAGCUAUCGAUUGUGAAACUCGCGGGGAACACCGUGCUGCCGUUGGCCUACGUCGUCACCGCCGCGCUGCUCGUGGUCGCCGGCUAUUUCUUGGCCCUGAAAACGCAGACAUCUAUGUUGUUUUGCAAAGAUGGGAAAUUCAAACAAUUUCUUAUUGAAAAUGUACCUGUUGUCAAUGAAAAAUAUUUACCAUCAAUUUGGGGUUUUAAUGGUUACACACACACAGUAUUGGCCACGUUAUUUAGAAAUAUGAUUAUACCUACAGUAGUUUAUGAAAGGGAGAUACUGACGUUAAGCGACGGCGGCGAAAUCGCUAUCGAUUGGCGAUAUCCGAAAUCCGAUGGUCCACAAAGUUUAAUCACUAUCGUCAUUCUCACUGGGAUAACGGGUGAUAGUCAGGCUGAAUAUAUCAGAGAAACGGUAAACAAACUGUUUGAAAAGGGUUAUUGUUGUGUCGUUUUCAAUUACAGAGGCCGAGGUGGUGUAAAGCUCAAGACUGCCCGCACGUAUUCGGCGACCAACAUCGAAGACCUGACCGAAGCUUUGAAGCACGUCAAGUCCAAACGGCCAAACAGCCCGAUCGCUGGCAUAGGAUUCUCGAUGGGCGGAACGUUACUGGGGACAUUUUUAAUGUCACGUGAACAGGCGGAAAAUAAACAUUUAGUCACGGGAAUAUUGAUUUCAGUGCCUUGGAAUGUAACACAGGCUUGUAAAAACGCCGAAGGUUCCUGGCUGAUGCGAAAAAUGGGCCAAAAUUUAUCACAUCACUUACGUAAUGUCGUUUUGAAGAACAAAGACAUAAUUUUUGAUCAAGAUAAUAACACCUCAUUGGAUUACAAUAUUAUUAAACAGUGUAACACCAUCCGAGAGUUCGACACAGCGUAUACCAUUAAAAUGUUCAAUUACUCUAAUGUAUACCAUUACUACGAGGAUGCAUCUUUGAGCAACAAACUGCAUCUGAUCAAUGUGCCUUGUCUCUGUUUGAGCGCAGCUGACGAUCCGUUUCUGUAUUUCAGAGAUAUUCCCGUGCAAGAAGCCAACCAACACGACAGUUUGGCCAUUCUAGUGACUUCCGGAGGCGGUCACGUGGGUUACAUGGACACAUUUUGGCCAUUCACCAGCAAUAACUUCAUGUUGAAGCUCAUCCAACAAUAUUUCGAUGCUAUUAUGGUAGACCAGAAUUAUGAAAGAUUUGUUAACUAUUAAAUUAUUUAUUACGUUUA